AUGCGCCGCCAGAGAAACGGCGUGAGCCCGCGCUGGGCCGCGCUGGUGGCGCUGGCGGUGGUGCUGGGAGCGCGGGGCGCGGUCGCCAGCGAGAGGACGACGGGAUUAUCUUCUUCCGCACGUUCGGUAGAUCCGAGGACGAGGCCCGGCGGGGGUCUGCACCACGACGAGCAGCUCGCGUGCUCCGGAUGCUCCGUGCUGACCCGGCGGCUCCUUCACCACCUCGAUCGCCCCCCGCGGGACGACAUCUCGCGCACCGUGACCGAACCCGACCCGAACGACCCAACAUCCACGGUGGAGGUGCCCUACGUCCGAUCCGAGCGGUUCCUGCACGACGCGAUGCGACGCACCUGCGGCGACCGCUCCCUGUCCACGAUCACGCGCCACACCACGUGGCUCGGCGACGUCACCUAUCGCCCCGACGACGUGCCGUGGGGAGACCCGACGCACGCGGACCCGGCGGUGGACGCUGAUCUCGAGCUCAUGUGCAAGCGGCUGAUGCAGCACUACCGCCCGGAGCUCGAGGAUGCGAUGGCUCGACGGGAGCCGUGGACGGCGUGCAAAGCGUUGGGGUGCGAGGACGUGGACGCGUCGGUGCUGGACGCCAUCGCGCACGCGAUCGCGCGGCUCAUCUUGAAGCCGUGGCUGGCGCUCAAGUUGGCGCCCGUGGCGUUGGCUGCUUUCGUCUUCCCGUGGCUCUGGCGGCCGAUGUUCUUCCCGCCGAGGGACCCCGAGAGGAUAGCGAUGAAGCCCGGGGAGGUGGAGAGGAUGAUCGAGCGCGCGCAGGCGAGCGCGGGGCUGGAUCCCAUCAGCGCGCUGAAGGCGGAGUAG
Molecule: messenger RNA, 831 nt
Organism: Micromonas commoda
Lineage: Eukaryota; Viridiplantae; Chlorophyta; Mamiellophyceae; Mamiellales; Mamiellaceae
Exons: 1
Coding region: 1-831 (276 amino acids)
Source: RefSeq, a predicted model, not a curated record